Molecule: messenger RNA, 2181 nt
Organism: Mya arenaria
Lineage: Eukaryota; Metazoa; Mollusca; Bivalvia; Myida; Myidae
Product: cytoglobin-1-like
Exons: 3
Coding region: 157-738 (193 amino acids)
Molecular function (GO): oxygen binding; heme binding
Source: RefSeq, a predicted model, not a curated record
CAUUAGAAAGACAGAUAUGAGUUAGGGAACAUACUAAUGCAAGAACAUAUUAUAUAAUAUAUGAUGUAUAAAAAUUGCGGUAUUAUUAUUUUUAAAUCUGAGUGAUAACAUUUAAGCAAGUGUUAACACAAAGUGCUUCGGAGAAAGGUUUUAAAAAUGUCGUUAUUUAAACGCAUUAAAAGGUCUUUGACCGGAUCAAUACAAACGGAUGAUUACGAAUCCCGCGUGAUAAGUAGAAAUAAUAACAAAACUCGUUCAACUUUUGAUCCUCAAAUUCUACCGCCUGAAAUUAGUGAGCGUGAAGUUGAGAUUCUUAAAGACUGCUGGAACACAGUUCAACAGGAUGUUGCAAAAGUUGGAAUUAUUACCUUUGUAGGUCUGUUCGAAACCCAUCCAGAUGUGCACGAUGCGUUCAUGUCAUUCCGGGCAGUUAACACAUCCGACCUAGAAUAUAACGCAAUACUUCGUGCGCAUGCGCUACGAGUAAUGGGAACAGUGAACAAGUGUAUUUAUAGACUCGACAACAGGGACAAGUUACAAGAGCUUAUGACAGAAAUGGGCAUUCGGCACAAGAACUAUUCUGUCAAAAUUGAAUUCAUUGAUUUGAUGGGUCCCCAGUUCAUCAGCUCAAUUAAGGCCAGUUUGGAAACAGUGUGGACAGACGAACAUGAAAAGGCCUGGGAUAAUUUAUUUAAGGUCAUGUGUUAUCACAUGAGGAAAGGAAUGUGUAGUAUAUAAGGAACGUUGAAUUUUAUGAAGAAAAUAACAUUUGGUGUAAACUUAUAUGAUACAGUAUUAUGCACCUGCGUUCAAAUUAUAUGCUGGAUAUUUAGUUUGGAAUCAAUAUUACGAUACAUCUGAUUGGAUGAUCUGUCGUAAAAUGGAAGGGUUGGACGUUUUAACUUUUGAAUAAGCAUAAGAAAUCAUGUUCAACCUCUGCAAUCUGUAGAUAUUAUUAACACAAAAUAUUGAGUAUCUCGUGUGAUUAAGCUUACUACCAGAUGCAAAUGUCUGGAUUGGAACACCUGACUCGGUGUACGACUAGUGUAGAGUAUGUAUGCAUACAUCUAGACUAAAGACAGUUUACAAUCACUUUAUUAACUAAAACACAAAAUGGCUGCAUGAUAAAAAAUUUAUUUUAGUUAUAAAUAUAUACAAACGAAAACGUAUAUAUGGCACUGCACUAUUUUUAUAAAAGUAAUAAGGUAACUGUUUUAUAAUUGUAUGUGUUGUUCCUUUAUAUGUGUAUAAAGUAAUGCUUAUUGUAUAUCAACAUUCAUAAAACAGUUACAAUAAUUAUAUUUUUGACAAAUAUCAUAAUCUGAUAUUAUCAUCUGACAUAUUGUUUUAAAUUUGCAAUUGCAAAUGUUAGCAAAAUCAUUUCUCAGUAAGUCAAAAUAAAAUGUGUUAUUGUGUGCAUACGUAAAGCAGGAGAUCGGGUAAUUUAUUACAAACAUUCAUAAAUGUGACCUGUGUUGGCGAAUGUUUGGUUCUGUGGUAUUCUUUGUUAUUUCAACUGUUAUUUUACGUUGAUAAAGAUGGUUCAACGUUGUAUUAUUUAAUAAACCAACAGGCUAUGUUACUGAAAUAGAAAAUGUGAUUCAGCUCGAGUGUAUAAUUUUAAUCACAAUACUAGUGGGUGAAGUAACAAUAUUGAACCCUGGUGCAAAGGACAAUAUUUAAAAACUAGCGAGCAUAUAAGUGAAUACAUUUAUACUUUAUUUCACUAAUUGAUUUGACACGUUAAAGCUACGCUUACUUUUUACCGUUCCGAUACGCAGGAAGAUAAACAAACACAAACAAAUUCAAAACUGAGUCUCUCCAUCAUGGCGUAAAUACUGCCAAUAGCAUAACGUUAUGAUGUCGUUAUUGUUUGGCUACAGGCUUAUCCAUGCAAAUACUGCUCUAUUAGUAUGUUCAUCAACAUUUUUUUAAGAAUUAAAUAUCCAAUUAUUUGCAGUACUUGAAACAUUUUUAAAACAGUUUUAUUCUUUUUUGAAGGGAUAUAGCAACAACCUCAGCUUCAUAGAAACAAACGUUUAUCAAACCGUUCCUUAAGUAUAUAUCUCAUUGUAUUUUUCAACUAAUUGUGUACAAUAAAUGUGCUGUUAGUUCAUGCUUAUUAUGAAACAAUUAUGCUGCAAGUUGUAAGACAACUAACCAAAUAUUCGGUUACACUGC